This is a messenger RNA of Striga asiatica, 351 nucleotides long. The record is from the annotation of a GenBank genome assembly. NCBI's taxonomy places the organism in Eukaryota, Viridiplantae, Streptophyta, Magnoliopsida, Lamiales, Orobanchaceae.
AUGAGAUCCCCUCCCCGGCUAAACUUCAUCUUCAACAUCACCACCGCUGAACUUCAGCUUCCACACUCCCGCCGCCGCCGGACUUUCUCACUAGACUUCCGCCGCCCGCUGCCAUACACCAAGCCGAUCCCGUUGCUAGAUACCGACAGUACCUCCGCCAUGUCCGCUUUCCUCGGUCAUCGCCGGCAACCAGAUUCUGUGGCCCCUGUCGGAAUCCGCCCCGCUACCACCUAUGCCUCGUCUUCUCCACAUAGGCGGCCCCGUGCAAGUCGGAUAUUGAGCCGACGAAAUAAUCCCCAGAAUUCAUUGGCAUCUGGGAAUGAAUACGCCGCCGUCGGACGGGAAAUGUAA